GUGGUGUUGUGCGUGUCGAGUGUGUGCAAAUUUCCCGUCUUGUGUGUCCUGCUGCGGGACGUGAAAAUCCAUGCUGCCUAUUUUCUUCGAAAUCUAAGGCUAUCACAUAUCAAGCAACAUAAUGUUUCGUUUACCAGCAAUGGCGAUGGCACGUUUCACGCGUGGGUACUGUUCAAACAGGAUCAUAAAUCGACGAAUCAGCGCAUCCUUGAUCGACAUCUCACCGGAGGUACAAGCCGCUUUAAACAAGGCACCUCAAACGGUUGUAGCAUUGGAAUCGACCAUCAUUACCCAUGGUAUGCCGUAUCCUCACAAUCUCGAGACGGCCCUGGAGAUGGAGCAAAUUAUACGACAGCAGGGAGCUGUUCCGGCGACGAUAGCGAUUGUGGGCGGUCGCAUCAAGGUGGGCAUUGAUGCGGACCAGCUGCGGUUACUGGCCCGGGGAGAUAGUGGCGAAACGCUUAAAACAUCCCGCAGGGAUAUGGCGUACGUGAUUGCGAUGGGCCUUAAUGGUGGUACCACGGUAGCCGGCACACUGCUUGUGGCCUCUGCAGUUGGAAUACGGAUAUUUGCCACCGGCGGCAUUGGUGGGGUGCAUCGCGAAGGCGAACGGACAAUGGAUGUUUCGGCGGACCUGAUCGAAUUGGGCCGGUGCCCGGUGGCGGUCGUAUCGAGCGGUGUGAAGUCAAUAUUGGAUAUACCUAGAACGUUGGAAUAUCUGGAAACGCAGGGCGUGUGUGUUACCACCUACAGGAGCGAAAGUAACGAGUUUCCUGCAUUCUAUACACGCACCAGCGGUUCAAAGGCCACCUACAACUUCGCCAACGCAACCGAGGCUGCCAAGGUGCUGAACAUAAAUUUGAAACUCGGUCUCGGGUCAGGAAUUCUGAUUGGCGUGCCGAUACCGGAGCAAUACGCCAUGGAUAGCACCCAGAUGGAUAUGGUGAUUGAGGAGGCAUUGCGUGAAGCGCAGCGGAAACAAAUCCACGGUAAAGAAGUGACGCCGUUUAUACUCUCGGCUGUUUCGCAAAUGACGUAUGGGAAAAGCCUUGAUGCAAACAUGGCUUUGGUUAAAAAUAACGCUCGUGUUGCUGCUGAGAUUGCGAUGGAACUCGAUCGCAUUGAAAAUGGUGCGUCUCCGCUUCAAACGGCAACCAAGGCUGGUUCUAGAGAGAACGGAAUUGGAGCUCCGCUCGUCAUCGGUGGAUCGGCCAUCGACAUUUGUGUCAGCGUCUUAGAGGAAGACUUAAAGGUACGUGAUAUGAUAGAAUUAUUGUGUUAUAUGGUACAAAUUUAUAUAAAUAUUUAUUACGGUACGUCAUUUUUCGGAUACUUGAAAAGACUAUACAUCAUUUUCUUUUUAAUUAAAUAUUUCAAUCGUCUUUAUUUUAAAUUGUUCGUUCCAUCUGUUGAUUUAUUUUUGUCCUAUUGUUCUCUUGCAUCCCUUCUGGUCGUUUCUCAUUAUCGCUUUUCUUUCGGAAUUUUUCUUUUAUCUCUUUGUUACGUUUGUUUUCAUUGCAUUACUUAGGUUAUGUACAACA
Messenger RNA from Anopheles nili, 1541 nucleotides. RefSeq names its product pseudouridine-5'-phosphate glycosidase. Gene Ontology annotation, molecular function: pseudouridylate synthase activity. NCBI's taxonomy places the organism in Eukaryota, Metazoa, Arthropoda, Insecta, Diptera, Culicidae. The coding region runs from base 122 to 1528 and encodes 468 amino acids. The transcript has 7 exons. The record is from RefSeq and is a predicted model, not a curated record.